AUCAUUUGAUUGAGAAAUUAUGGAGCUCUUUUGAAGUUGAAGGGUAUUGGGGUUUUAAAUGUAAAGAAAAGCUUAGAAGGCUCAAGCAACACCUAAAGAAAUGGAAUAAGGAGGUGUUCGGAGAAAAAAGAAUAUGCUUCAUGGGGUUAACAAUCAAAGCUCUUGGAUUGAUGAUCCUAUCCAGGUGAAACAGAUUGUUUACGAUCACUUUAAAAGCCAAUAUUCAUCACAGUCUACCCAACAAGUACAACCAUCUUUUGACCAUUUGCAGUUUUGUCGAUUAUCAGAAGAGGAUAGAAUAUUGCUGGAAGUUGAGUUUACGGAUGAUGAAAUUAGAGAAGCAGUCUCCUCAUGUGCAAGUGACAAAGCCCCAGGACCCGAUGGAUUUAACUUUCACUUCAUCAAGUUGGCAUGGGGUACAAUAAGGGCUGAUAUAAUCAACUUCAUCAAAGAAUUCCACCAAAAUGCAAGACUGGUCAAGGGAAUUAAUUCCUUAUAUAUCACACUUGUGCCUAAGAAGAAAAACCCCACUUCCUUGAAGGAGUUCAAGCCAAUAUGUACCAUUGGGUCUAUUUACAAAAUCUUGGCUAAGGUGCUUGCUAACAGACUUAAGAAGGUAAUUGCUAAGAUUAUUAGUGCUAGUCAAUCUGCUUUUAUUAAGGGUAGACAACUUGUUGAUUGCUCUUUUGCUCUUAAUGAGAUUAUACAUGACUUGAAAAUUAAAAGGAGGAAGGGCAUUAUAUUCAAGGCUGAUUUUGAAAAAGCAUUUGAUUCUGUGGGUUGGGGAUAUCUUGAUAAAAUGCUUUCCUUUUUGGGUUUUGGUGAGAAAUGGCGAAGCUGGAUUAACGAGUGCUUAAGGUCUGCUUCCAUCUCAAUUCUUGUCAACGGUAGCCCAACCGAGGAAUUCAAUAUGCAGAGAGGUUUGAGACAGGGAAACCCCCUUUCUCCCUAUUUAUUCCUUAUUGUGGCUGAAGGUUUUCAUGCUCUUCUCCUUGAAGCAGAAAAAAAAGAUGUCUUUAAGGGAGUGGUGAUUGAUGAUAAAACUUCUAUUUCUCACCUCCAGUUUGCUGAUGACACUGCUCUAAUUUGUGAGGCCUCUAUCAAUUCCAUCUUGGCCAUCAACAUGGCUGCCUCUGCCUUAAACUGCAAAGCUGGGAAAACUCCCUUCAUUUACCUGGGGCUCCCUGUUGGAGGAAAUCCUCACCGUCAUUCUUUUUGGAAGCUAACGAUUGAAAAGUUCCGAUCAAAAUUGGCAUCUUGGAAAGGAAAGCUUCUUUCAAUCGGUGGUCGCAUCACUCUUCUCAUGUUGGUACUUUCUGCUCUACCUCUAUUCUACUUCUCUAUCUUUAAAGUUCCAAAAGGCAUCUUAAAAGAGCUCAUUAGAAUACAAAAGAACUUCUUAUGGGGGAACUCAGAUGAGUCUAAGAAGAUUGCAUGGGUAAACUGGGAAAGGCUCACUCUUAGCGAGAACUUAUUGGUGGCUGACCUAAAACCAACCAAGGGUGAGGGAUGGAUUCUCCAAUGGCGCAGACCCCCUUUUGGAAGAGAACUAGAUGAGCUUCAAAUCUUGGAAGAUAUCCUGCAAAAUGCCCUCGAUCUGCUUACUCAACUUUGCUCAUUGCCAGUCCCUCAAGAUGUUAAAGAUUGUUGGGUCCUCUCCAUAUUUACUACUGCUUGGGCCAUCUGGUAUUUUAGAAACGGAAUUGCUUUCAAUAAAGUUGAAUGGGAUGAGGACAAUUUAAUCGAGCUAGUAAAGACCAAAACAUUUGCUUGGAUAAAAGGUACGUACAUAUACAGCAUCCACAUGCACAACUUUCCGGGGCAGGCAGGUCUCUGCAUCGUUGCUGCGCAUAAUUAAUCACUUUUGGCAUUUUUGUGACCAUCAUUGAACUGAAGCUGUAAAGGUGAUCACGAGCCUCCACAGCUUUCCAUGUCUCGUACCACACCCAAAACCACACAAGAAAUGUUUUUCUUGCAUAUUUCUCUAAAGUUAAAUUUGAUUAGAAAGCUCAGAUUGUAAGGUAGUAACUUCUUUGCCUAAUAAGAUUUAAAUGUGAUA
Molecule: messenger RNA, 2059 nt
Organism: Rubroshorea leprosula
Lineage: Eukaryota; Viridiplantae; Streptophyta; Magnoliopsida; Malvales; Dipterocarpaceae
Source: the annotation of a GenBank genome assembly